AGGAGCUCUUACACUCCCUGAGUGUGAGGCCAUGAAACAGCACCAGUAACUUCUCUGCAGGUGUUUUAAGGAAAAUAUGGUUGGGUGAGACCUUGUAGGAGCCAGAAUACCUUAUUCUUUUUACCUAGGGCCCUUUAUUGCAACUUUGUAUUUAGUAAAUUUCACACUAUGCAUUUCUAUUCAAGUCUUAAUAGUGAAACAACAGUAGCAAGCCCAGUAUAUUUAGUUCAAGGAAACAAAUCCUAAGUCCUUCAUGUCUUCCCAGACUCACAUUUACAAUCAUAAAUAAUAUACCCACUGAGAAGGCCUUUUUUUUUUCUUCUUACACAAUAAAACUGAGGACAUGAUGCACAAUAUGCCCACAAAGUAACAAUCUGGAAUCUAGAAAAAGACAGCAUUAAGAUUGGCUGAAGUUUGGACUACAGUUUACACUACAGGAUUCUGGUCAAUGGAGAAAAUAGAAAACAGAGGGACUAGACAUAUGUAUAGGUCAUCCAGAAAUACAGUACAGUGCAAACGGGCUAUAGAUGUUCACUCACUCUGUUUGUUGGUGAUACUGCAUUGGAAGGGUCCAUCACACCAACAGAAAAGGGGACUACGAGGAUUUGAUUCAGAGCUCGUAGGAUACAGAAAUACUAAAUAACACACAGACUCUGAUUUCCACCUUUUAUGCUCGUGGGGAAGACAGAUGCUACACUGGGUGUUAGACUAGUUGCCAUCUUGAUGCCUUUCUCUUAUAAUUUGUAUAGAGGCGUCAGAUUCCAAAAGAGUAGCAAAAUCAACAAAGCCAUGUAAUGACUAAUUUUUAUAUAUGUUUCAAACUUCUGUUAUAUCAGUGUUUACUUAAACAUAGUAAGUCAUGUUCUUUUUGGCUUAUUUUUUAAGGAUAUAUUAAGUAAAUGCAUUAAAAUAUUUUUUAUUGUGGUUUCUAUAUUGGCUACUAUUCAUUUAUUAAAAACCUUGCAGAAUGCCAUAUUGACUUCUUUGCUAUACUCAGUGUAGUUACAUAGCUGAACCCACCAACCCUCAUGACAAAAGUUUAGCAAACUCUUAAAAAUCAUUUUUUCAGAUAAAAAGUUAAUUAUAUUAUUUCCCUUCAGACAGUUGAUAUUCUGCUUAUAUAUGUUAUAUGUACAUGUUCUAACUUAAAUAUGCAUUUUAAAUCUCUUUGGCUUGUUGUGUUGUUUUUGGCCAGUUCUCACUGCAGUCCUGGAACCUGUCACUCUUAGACCUGAGGCCCCAGUAACAACACUAGCUUCCAAAACAUCACAACAAAAACAUCAUCCACGUCCCAAACCAAAGCCUAUGCCGAGUCCUGAAGUAACUGAGUCCAAGCCAGUUCCUACAAAAGAACUUGAACCUGUGACCCUCAGAACUGAGACUUGGGUGACAACGAAAGCUGCUCAACCGCCAAAACGAACCCGUCGCCCACGCCCCAAACCCCAAACCAGGCCAACUCCUGAGGCUCCUCUAACUAAACCUGUUGCUGCUACAGAUCUUGAACCCAGUGCUCUUAGAACCGAAGCUCCUGUGACCAUGGUUCUUGCUACAGCCCUUGAGCCUGUCACUCUUAGAACCAAGUCUCCUGAGACAACAACAUUAGCUCCCAAAGUACAGCGGACGCGCCGUCCCCGCCCCAGACCUAAAACCACAGCAAGUACUGAUGUGUCUGAGUCCAAGUCUGCUCCCACUGAACUGCAAAUUGUUGUUUUGAAACCAGUGACCUCACCAAGCCUAGAAAUUACACAAAGUCAAUCUGGUAAAUUGCUUGAUUUAUCUGCCUGGCUGUACUAAGAGCUUUAGAAACAUACUGUAAUCCCC
Messenger RNA from Acomys russatus (golden spiny mouse), 1821 nucleotides. RefSeq names its product proteoglycan 4-like. The transcript is spliced from 8 exons. Bases 1306 to 1794 code for a protein of 162 amino acids. The record is from RefSeq and is a predicted model, not a curated record. NCBI's taxonomy places the organism in Eukaryota, Metazoa, Chordata, Mammalia, Rodentia, Muridae.